This is a messenger RNA of Drosophila mojavensis, 1633 nucleotides long. RefSeq names its product putative GTP-binding protein 6. Gene Ontology annotation, cellular component: cytoplasm. The record is from RefSeq and is a predicted model, not a curated record. The coding region runs from base 1 to 1569 and encodes 522 amino acids. Gene Ontology annotation, molecular function: GTP binding; ribosome binding. NCBI's taxonomy places the organism in Eukaryota, Metazoa, Arthropoda, Insecta, Diptera, Drosophilidae. The transcript is spliced from 3 exons.
AUGAAUUGUCUGCAAGUGCUGCUACGCGGGACCCAACUGCGUCCAGCAAUAACACGGAUAUCAACACGUUUUCGAUACACGCAACAUCAAGGGGUCAAGGGAAUUCGUAAUCGUAAAAGCUUCUACGAGGCUCCAGUGCAGCCGGGGCUGCACGAGCAAAAUGAAUUGGCGACCGUAAAUGCAGGAGACAUGCGCUUCUUGGACGAUCGGGCAUAUGAGGAAGUCGCCGGGGGAGCUAUGCGCAUCAACCGUGAUGUGGCCACAGCUCAGCACGUUUUCAUCCUGCAGCCCUAUGUCAAGUGGUCCGCCAAGCGCACCACACCCGUCGAUGUGACGCCUGAUGAUCAACUAGCUGAGGCGACAGCGCUGAUCCACUCGUUGCCCAACUGGAAAGUUGCUCGAUCCUUAAAAGUGCCUCUGGAAAGUCUGGAGCGUAAAACACUCUUUGGUAGUGGCAAAAUAGCCGAGAUAAAGGAGCUGCUUGCACAACUGCGAAACGAGCGGCAGGUUAACAGUGUCUUUGUGAGUAAGGGCACGCUCUCGUUUGCCCAAAGGCAAUUCCUGGAGGACGAGUUUAAACUGCCUGUGCUGGAUCGUUACUCGGUGGUCAUACAGAUACUACGUCUGCAUGCGACCAGUGCAGAGGCCCGCCUACAGGUGGCUAUGGCAGAGUUGCCUUACAUAUGGUCGCAGGCAAAGGAUGCCAGUGUCACACAGACCCGACGACAAGGCUACUCUCUAACUGAUCAGCAAAAGGAAAUACUGCGCACCAGGGAGCGCAAAUUGCGAGCAGAAUUGGAUGAUGUUCGUCGGCAGCGACGCUUGCUGCGCAAGAAGCGCAAACAGUUAAACUGUCCAACUGCAGCCGUUGUUGGCUAUACAAAUGCAGGAAAGACGUCGCUGAUAAAAGCGCUCACAAUGGAGGACACAAUGCAGCCGCGUAAUCAGCUGUUUGCCACACUGGAUGUGACGGCGCAUGCUGGCUACUUGCCCUGCAAUCUGCAGAUCAUAUAUAUGGACACUGUGGGCUUUAUGUCCGAUUUGCCGACUGGAUUGUUUGAGUGUUUCGUGGCCACCUUAGAGGAUGCAAUGCUUGCGGAUAUCAUCAUACAUGUGCAGGAUCUGUCACAUCCCUGUCACGCGGCUCAGCGCGCCCAUGUGGAGGCUACGCUGCGUUCUCUGGCUUUCAGCGUCUCCCAGGGAAAUUCAAACGUCGGCGAAUUGCCCCCAAUAAUUAAUGUUUUUAACAAAUGCGAUUUGCUUAAACCGAAAGCUCAAGUAUCUGUACUGGCUGAGCAAACGGAUACGGGCAUGUGUCACUUAACCUCGGCACGUACUCACGCCGGACUGCAGACGCUGCUCAAGGAUGUGGAGCAGCAAAUUUUGGAUGUGACCGGGCGUCGUAAAUUGCAGGUGCGCGUGCCCAGUGGAGGACCGGAGAUGGCUUGGCUCUAUAAAAAUGCGGCCGUUGUGGAUACCAAAGCGGAUGAACAGAAUGCGGAGAAGAUUCUCAUGCGGGUUGUCAUUAGCCAAUGCACCUUGGACCAGUUCAUGCGCGAAUUUUGCUAACUAAAAACUUUGUUUCCUCUCUUGCCCCUCUGCUUUGAAUAUAUAUAUAUAUAUAUACAUUUAA